Messenger RNA from Numida meleagris (helmeted guineafowl), 2178 nucleotides. Its product is annotated as cytochrome P450 2H1-like. The transcript has 7 exons. The annotation marks the transcript as partial. Gene Ontology annotation, molecular function: heme binding; iron ion binding; oxidoreductase activity, acting on paired donors, with incorporation or reduction of molecular oxygen, reduced flavin or flavoprotein as one donor, and incorporation of one atom of oxygen. Lineage: Eukaryota; Metazoa; Chordata; Aves; Galliformes; Numididae. The record is from RefSeq and is a predicted model, not a curated record. Gene Ontology annotation, cellular component: intracellular membrane-bounded organelle; cytoplasm. Gene Ontology annotation, biological process: xenobiotic metabolic process.
UAGAAGGGAUAUAUUCUGAAGUUGUAAAUGGUUGUAUCUGGAUAGUUUCCUCUGCUGGGCAAGAUUUUGAAAUCUUGAUCCUAAAUAUUAAUAGAAAGAAACGAUGAAAAUUGUCACUUCUAUGUACGUGAGAGAAAGCGGAGUGGGAAGUGUAGCAUUUCAUGUAAGCUUCUCUGUUAUAUUAAAUAAUUACUAUUAAUAGAAUCAAUCAUUCUGUCAUUCCCUGAUUGGAGUGCCAGGAAUACAGGGCUCUGUAGUUUCAGGAUAACAUGUCAACUCCUGGAAUGGAGCAAAAGUUAAUCUGUGUAAAAUGGUUCUUAGAUCCUUUGAAAUCCAUUACAUUCUCCAUGGCGUGACUGGUUCCUGCAGGACUCUGUGCUUUGUGGAUAACUUGUCAGCUCCUCAUGUAAACGUUUUCGACAGUGUGGAUUGCUUAACAGAGAUUAGGGCAAAUGGAGUUUAUUUCUCAGAAAUCUGCAUGAGUGGCCUGGGUACAACGUCAUUAUUCCAUUCCAGAAGUGGAUGUGAAAUACCUAGGAGAAACUUGUGAUGAUGCCCUUUUCUCUUUCACGGUACCCUGCACUGCGCACACAUGUUGGAAGGCCUAGCAGGAGAGACCCUACAGCAAGAGUUGAAGCAUACAUUCAGCAGCUAGGCUCUAGUAUUUCUCCAUUUGGAGUUCAUUUGACAGCAUUAGAUCAUGACUACUACCACAUGAAUGAUUACCCAAAGGAACACAAGCUGUAUGUGUAAAAAAGUCAGCGUAAACAAUGAGUUCAUCCCUAGUUUGCUCAUUCUAAUCUUGAGCAGAUUAAUAAGUAAUCUCCUACCUCAGCAAGAACAGGGAGGUGCUAUUGGCUGAUUUAAUCCACGUGCUUUUGUUCUACAGCGUAUAAAUAAUCACGAGUUUGCAAGUCCCCGUUCAGACUCUUCUGACACUUGACAUCUCUUCCUCUGCCCACCAUGGAGCUCCUGGGAUUGCCCACGAUCCUCCUGCUGGCCUGUAUCUCUUGCCUUCUCAUUGCUGCAUGGAGAAGUACAUCGCGCAGAGGGAAGGAGCCUCCUGGUCCCAUGGCGAUCCCCAUCAUUGGAAACAUUUUUCAGCUGAACCCGUGGAACUUGAUGGGGAGCUUUAAGGAGGUAAGACUGUCUCUUUCUUUCCUGUGUUGUCUCCCUUGCCUGUGCAUUGUGACCAGCAAUGGGGAGACCUGGAGGCAGCUCCGGCGAUUUGCACUCACCACCCUGCGUGACUUUGGAAUGGGGAAGAAGAGCAUUGAGGAGCGAAUCCAGGAGGAAGCCCGUUUUCUGGUGGAGAGGCUCAGGAACACACAUGAGAAACCUUUCAACCCUGGUAAGUUCUUAAUCCAUGCUGUUUCAAACAUCAUCUGCUCCAUUGUAUUUGGGGAUCGGUUUGACUAUGAAGACAAGAAAUUUCUAGAUUUAAUUGAGAUGCUGGAAGAAAACAACAAGUACCAGAACAGAAUACAAACACAGCUCUACAAUUUCCUCCCAGUCAUCAUGGAUUCUUUACCUGGACCUCAUCAAACAAUAAUAAAAAACAUUAAUAAAGUUGAUGACUUUAUUUCUGAAAUCGUAAGAGCUCAUCAGGAAUCUCUCGAUCCCAGCUGUCCUCGAGAUUUUAUUGAUGCUUUUAUCAUCAAAAUGCAACAGGAGAAAGGAAAUACUCAUUCACAAUUCACUGUUGAGUCCUUGACCAGAAGCACACUCGACUUGUUCCUUGCGGGAACAGGGACAACCAGCACCACGCUGAGAUACGGACUUCUGAUUCUCCAGAAAUACCCGGAGAUUGAAGAGAAAAUUCACAAGGAGAUUGACAGUGUGGUUGGCCGAGACCGAAGCCCCUGCAUGGCAGACAGGAGCCAGUUGCCAUACACGGACGCCGUCGUCCAUGAAAUCCAGAGAUUCAUUGAUUUCCUUCCCCUUAACCUACCACAUGCUGUGACCAAAGACACCAUGCUCAGAGACUAUUUCAUCCCCAAGGACACUAUGGUAUUCCCUUUGCUGUCCCCCAUCCUGCAAGACUGCAAGGAAUUUCCAAAUCCAGAAAAAUUUGACCCGGGACAUUUCCUGAAUGCAAACGGUACCUUCAGAAGGAGUGACUACUUCAUGCCAUUCUCUACAGGUAAAGAGCUCUUUCUGUGUCAGAUCCUAGACUAU